GAGCAGAGUUUGCAGUGCAGACACAAUUUCCCCUGUCCUCGCGUUACCUUUGCCUACGGUUUCACAUUGUACUUGCCGAGAUCUCGUUGAUGUGUAAUGCGCACGCGCAAACAAGCAUUUGGCGGGUGACUAAAGUUGUAAACCACAGGUUAAAGAGCCUUACUGUUGACAAGUUAAUUCAUGCCAUUCGAUGGAGUCAUCAACAUAUAUAUUAUUCAAUUGGAAAGGCAAACAAUGGCCGGCCAAGGUUUUGAGGAGAGAUAAACUAAAAUCAAAGCAUAGGAAUGAUGUUGAAGUUGAACUUCUCGGUGAAGGUCCCAGAGUGUGUGUGCACGAGAAGAAAACGCAACCGAUGACUCUGGAACGUAUAGAGCGCAUUUCUGCCCGUUUGAUUAAAUCGACUUCCAGACCAAAGGACACAAUGAGAGAGUUGAAACACCGCAAGGCGUUGCGGUUGGGAUUCGAAAUGUGUCGAGAGAUCCCGACGUCUUCCCUGCCAGAAUACCCAAGCACAGCAGAAGUUCGACGUGACCGACGGGUGACGCUUGAUGGAGCGAGAGGUAUCGCCCGGACGAAUGUGAAGACAACGGAUGCAAACGCAGACGAGCAUGACAAGCAAGGCCCACCCCAACCAGCCACAGGGGAUACAAGCCCAAACCAGAAACCUUCAAGCCACAAGGUUGUUAGGAAGUGUCGAUCUGCUUUAAGAAGGCCGACCUCACAAACUCCAAGUACCAGCUUGUUGCAGUGUUCGAAGGAAGAAACCAGUCUCAUCCACCACAGUGCUCCACAGCGAACCAGACAAAGCAACUCAUCACCUGAGAGCUUCGUAGGCCAUUGCAGCCCCAUUUCAAGGGCUUGCUCUAGGCAAGGCCUGACAAUUAGCCUGGCUGAUCCUCAGGAAUCAAAGCCUGAAGCCAUACCAUGCAGCAAGGGAAAUAAAGGGGUGGUCACGUCAUUGUUCGACCCUUCCAGUGAGCUGACGGUCACCCCACCUCAGUCCCUCCCUCUGAAAGAGCUGCAAGGGCAGACGGUCCCAGCCGACAGCCAAGACCACGACGAGGAAGAUCUCCCCAGGUUCUGCAUGCAAAUGGAGGAACGAGCUCUCACGAAGGGUGUGUGUGUGUGGUGCAAAGUGAGAGGAUUCCCCUACUGGCCAGCCAUGGUCAACUGUCUUUACCGCAAGGAAAAGAAAGCAGGUGUUUUGUUCAUUGAUGAAUUCGUUUUCCAAAAGAGGAGGACUCUAAAUGGAAUCAAGGUCGCCUUAAGAAACCUAAAACCUUUUGAUGGUGAGGAAACUGCUGAGUUGGUGGACAAAGCCAGGGACAGGUAUGGUGCUGCCAUCGACAACUGUCUUGAACUUAUUCGGGACUAUAAGAUACGCAUUGGUUGUGGUUCGUUUUCUGGUUCCCUGGUAGAGUAUAUUACAGAUGACAUCAGCAUUCCAUUGAGGAGGCUUUAUCUGGGCUCACCCAUCAAGAACAUUUUGAAGGACCACAAGUCACCAGUUGACCAUCAGAACAUUAGCAGCCCCUGUACCCAGGACGUACAUUCCCCUGACCAGGAAGUACACUCCCCUGACCAGGAAGUACACUCCCCUUACCAGAAACUACACUGCCCUGACCAGGAAGUACACUCCCCUUACCAGAAACUACACUGCCCUGACCAGAAACUACACUGCCCUGACCAGGAACUACACCCCCCUGACCAGGCAGUACACCCCCCUGACCAGGCAGUACACCCCCCUGACCAUGCAGUACACCCCUCUGACCAGGAACUAAACAGUUGUAAGGCGGCUCACAACCGCAAUAAUGAGAAAAUGGUGCACUUCAUUGUCAGAGAGCGGGGUUUGGAGGGGCACCUACAGGUGAGUGAGGCCGUCAUCAGUGGCAGUGUGUUAUCUAAGUGGCUUCAGGCCUACAAACGACGCAGUCGUAAAGUUGUUAAAACCUACAUUGAGGAUGAUGAGCAACUGGACCAGGUCUUCUACUAUCUGAAGGAUGUUCUGGAGAAAACAUCUCCUAGUUUAUCAGAGUUGGAGAAGAUCCACUUCAUUUUGGAUGUUCUCUUACCAGAGGCAGUCAUCCAUGGAAUCUCAGUGGUUGAAGGUAUAUCUGUCAAAAAGGCAGAAGAUAAGUAUAUGCAGUGGCCUUUUGUCAGUGAAAGAGAACGGAAGGAGUUUGACUUCAUGAUUGCCAAGCAGAUGAAGAAAUGGCACAACAAAGAUGACGUAAAGCCAUAACAAUAACUUGUGACCUGUAUUGGCUGCAUUUUUUGGGCAGCAAGCUUAUUUUGUUCUAUUUUAAAUGUAUUUUGACAGGAAACUGUUGUAAUUUAUGAUAAGGGUUGAUAUAUUUAUUGUUCUUCAGUUGUCUUAAUACAUCUUUGACUUGCGUUUGUAAACUGACUUACACACGUUGCAAAUAAAGUAACAUUUUC
Osmerus eperlanus (European smelt) is the source of this 2439-nucleotide messenger RNA. Its product is annotated as PWWP domain-containing DNA repair factor 3A-like. The coding region runs from base 191 to 2242 and encodes 683 amino acids. The transcript has 16 exons. NCBI's taxonomy places the organism in Eukaryota, Metazoa, Chordata, Actinopteri, Osmeriformes, Osmeridae. The record is from RefSeq and is a predicted model, not a curated record.